GAUCAAUACCAGAAUAUAAUGGAAAUAGAGACAAAACAGAUCAAUGGAUAAGACAAGUGGAACAAUGGUUGACAGGAUAUGGAUUACCAAAAGGGAAUGAACCGAUGCAAAUGGUAGAUGGAACAGUAGCACAAGACCCAUUGGUAAGAAUAAAUGACGAAGCAGAACCAGGAAUACAAUGGAGAACAGUUAGAUUAAAAAGAAAUCCGGCAAAUAAUACAGAUGUAAGAAAUCCUUUAGGUUUAACAAGACAAGCAGGGAGAGUUGGAAGAUUGAAUACAACAUUUAACGGACCAGCAAACGACUGUUUAAGAGCAAAAAGAAUAAUAGAAAUUAUAGCAACAAGAUUUUCAGGAGAAGUAAAAAUAGCUUGGGAAGACACUCAAGGAGAUGCAAGGCCUAGAACAUGGGAAAAUCAUAGAUUUAUUGGAGAAACAGGAAAUUUGAUACCAAUAGUGAUAGGAUUAAAAUCAUGGAUAACUAAUAAUUUCUUAAGCAUAGUAAAUCCAGAAUUAAACUACACUAAAUUCAUGAAUAUAAAAAUGACAUCAGAAUUUGAGACAAUACAAGAAUAUAAUGUAUACUUCAAUAAUCUACAACAAUUGGCAAAACAAGAAAACAUGGAAAGGAGAAAUUUAAUUGGACAUUACCUAAGAUCAUUACCAUCAUGGGUAGAAACCAAAUGUAGGAAUUGGUUAGCCACAGAGGAAGCACAAGGAAGAUUCCCGGAAUUAAAAGGAAAUAUAGGAUCAAUCCAAUCAUUUUGUAUUGUAAUUUAUUCACAAAUAGAAAGACGGAAUGGAGAAUUAGGAAUGAGACUUAAUCAGAAAAGAAAUUAUGGAAGAAAAAUUCAAGAAUUAAAUGAAGAAGAAAAUGAUGAUUACAAUGAAGAAAUCGAAGAAUUACAAGAAAAAAUAGAAGCAUUAAGAAUGAGAGCAACAAUAUUUAAGAACCCAAAAUCUAACAGAGAUACAAUGUCAGGAGAAAUCAUUGAUGGAAAGACGGAAACAUUUUCAUGGCAAAAUAAUAAAGAGUCAAAAAGAUUGAGAGGAUCAUUCAGAGGAAAGUCAAGAGGAGGUUAUAAACCAAAUAAACCAAGAAACAAAGACAGAAAUUUUAAUAACCAAAAAGGAAAUUUUAGAGGAGAAAGCAACUUCAGAAGAAGUAAUAAUAGAACAAAAAAUUCAGGAACAAGGAUGUCCUGGGAAGACCUAGAAGAAUUAGAAGAGGAAGAAAAUUAUGAAAAUGAACAAAUUGAAAUGAUGGAAGAAGAAGAAUCAGAAGAUGAUCAGACAAAGAUAGUAGAAAUUCUAGAAGACAAAGAAAUAGAAGUUCCAAGAAAAAUUCAAUCUUCAAAAGAGAAAGGAAGGAAAUAUGAAGAAAAAGUCAUUACAGAAUUAAGAAGCAAAGGAAUACAAGUGAUUGCGACAAAAGAAAGCGUAGAAGGAAUAAAUAUUGGAGAUAGAGGAAUAGAUUUUAUGAUCCAAUCAUCAAAAGGAUUAGUAUUCAGACAAAUUAAAGACUGGAAUAGGAAAGUAGGAGCAGACAAAGUAAAAGAAUUAAUAGUAACAGUGUCAAAAACGAAAGGAAGUAAAGGUAUACUUAUAUCAAAGUCAGGAUUUACAAAACCAGCAUACGAAGAAAUUGAAGAAAGAAAAGACAUAGUAUUAUCAAAUGGAACAGAUAUAGAAGAAAAAAUUCAGGAAGUAAUCUCAAUAGAAAUAGAACAAAGAAAAAGAAUUAGAGAAACAAAAAUAGAAGGAGCAGACGAAAUAAUCAUAAAUAAAGAAUUACUCAUUAAAAAACCAAAGGAUGUUACCAUAAUAGAAGAAAAAAUUCUUCAAUUAAGAAUGGGAAGAAAAGAAAAAAGAGUUCAAAGGCUCAGAAGAGUGGAAAAAAUAGAAAAUCUAAACAGAAUAUACGAAAGUCAAGAAGAAUACUGUAUGGAAGAAAGUGAUAACAACUCAGAAGAAGAAAUAUAUGAAUUGCCAGAAAGAACGGAUUACAAAUUCCAUAUAAGGAUAGAGAUUAAUGGAAAAGAAUACAUAGGAGUAGUAGACACAGGAGCAGCUAGAAAUGCAAUGCGACUUAAAGUAGCAAAAGAAUUAGGAUUAGAUAUAAGACCAACAGAUAAAAUCUUUCAGACAGUAGGAAAUGCAGCAAGAGUCAAAGGAAACCUAGGAAACCAUGUCAUAGAUUCAGAAGGAAUCAUAUGUAAAAAAGAAGGACAGAAGAUAGGAAAGACAUUAAUCAUGCUUUAUAACUCACCAAAGAAAAUAAAAAUAGAAAACAUGAAUGAAAUUUAUGAAGAAGAAUAUACCAAAAAAGAACAAAUGGAACUCUUAAAUUAUCUAGUAAACCCAAAAACAUUGGCAUUAAUGGCAGGAAAAGAGAUAAUAGGAUAUAUGAUAGGAAGGAUUAACGAAAAAUUCGAUAUAACUGGAGGAAUAACAAAAAAAAUGGCAGGAUAUAUUAGAAAACAUUUAAUAGGAAUGGUCAAGAAAUAUGUUUCAACACAACUAAAGGAACAUGUAGUAGACUAUAUGUUAAAUACAAUAGAAAGGAUGGUAAUACCAGAUCAUUUAAUAGAAAAACAAAUAGACAAUCUAUUGUCAUACAUUCUGAAGCUAAUUACAAAAAAUAUAUUUGAGUUCAUGGAAGUAAAUGAUGAAGAAAUGGAAGAAUUAUUGGAAGAAAUACUCAAUGAGGACGAAACAGAUUAUCAAGAUAAAGAUUAUGAAAUUAAUAUACCAGAAUGGAUGAAUCCAGAAAAUGAAGGAAUUGAAGAAUAUGACAAAAGAUUUGAAGAAUUUAUAGAAAAUUAUGAAGAAUCAAUUGAGAUAUUUAAUAAAUGGAACCCAUGGAGAAAUAAAGACGAAAUAACCCCAGGAGUAAAUAGAAAUGAACUAAUAUUCCAAAAAAGAAGUGAAAAUAAUUCAAAUGAAGAAAAAACUUAUAAUAGAAAUAAUGAAGUAAAAUUUGGAGAAUCAGCCGGACCAAAACCAUCAUUCUUAAAUAACAAUAGAAGAACAUUUGAAUCAGGAAGAAUUAUAUCAAGACCAGGGCAAAUACCAAUUCAUAUUAGAAAUGAAGAAAAUAAAAAUGAGGAUUUACCAAAAUAUACGGAAGAACCUAAGAAGGAAGAAAAAAGAGAAGCCUUUGCCAAAAAUAGAAAAUAUGGCAGACAAAAGAUGAGAGACAAAAAAUCAAUUAAACAAAUGAAUAACAAAGAAUUCCUAGAACAAUUUAAAGGAUUACCAGAUAUAAAAGAAUUAAAGGACUUAUUAAUCCAGUAUAAAGAAAUAUUUGCAGUAUCUGAAGAAGAUAUGGAACAAAUACCAAGAAACAUAGCAGAAUUUUCAAUACCCUUCAAGAAAAAUAUGAAACCAAAGGAUAUGGAUAUCAACCCAGAAGAGAAAAAAGAUAUAAAAAUCCAAGAAUCACUGAAGAAAUGGUUAAGGAAUCAAAUUAAUGCAGGAUAUAUUCAGAAAGUUGAGAAAGGUGCGAUAGUCGAGAGAGUAGAAUUCGCCUGUAAUUUAAUACAUGUAGAAAAGAAAGGAAAAACGGAAUUAAGACAUUGUCAGAAUAUGACAAGGGUAAACGAAUGUACAAUAGAAAGAUCACAAAGAAUAGGAUUUCUCGAAGCACAACUCAAAAAUGCAGUAGGAUAUAAAUAUUAUUCAACCAUGGAUAUAAGAAUGGGAUUUAAUAACUUAGGAAUAAAAGAAGAAGACAUAUAUAAAACGGCAUUUAAAUGUCUAUACGGAAUAUAUGUACAAUUAGUUAUGGGUUUCGGAUAUAAAGAUGCACCAACAGAAUUUCAAGAAACAAUGGAAAGAAUAUUCAAGGAAGUGAUAUUUGAAGAUUGGAUAUCAAUAUAUAUGGACGAUAUACUAGUAAAAACAAACUCAACUAGAGAAAUGUUACAACACUUAGAAAAAGUAUUCCACUAUAUGAGAAAAGGAAAAAUUAAGGCAGAUCCAUCCAAAUGUGAAUUUAUGAAAAAAGAA
Molecule: messenger RNA, 4010 nt
Organism: Entrophospora candida
Lineage: Eukaryota; Fungi; Glomeromycota; Glomeromycetes; Entrophosporales; Entrophosporaceae
Source: the annotation of a GenBank genome assembly